Messenger RNA from Chrysemys picta bellii (western painted turtle), 1054 nucleotides. NCBI's taxonomy places the organism in Eukaryota, Metazoa, Chordata, Testudines, Emydidae. The record is from RefSeq and is a predicted model, not a curated record.
UGCUGCUGCAUGGAGAAACAGAAAGGGGUGUGUGUGUGCUGGGUUGUUGGCAGAGGUUCAGGCGUCUCUAGUGGACACCUAAAGUGGGACUUGAGUGUGUGUGUGUGUGUGUGUAUGUGUGCAAGCAAGCAACUCACAUAGUCUCUAACAUUCACACAAGAUGGCGAUGGAGUGGAGGGAGACUCAGCUCCCCUCUUAAAUGUUCUUCUGCUGGACAUUGAAAGAGCCCUGCUUUCCCCCCCCUGGAGCUGUUAAGGGUUUACAUGGCGCUGGAGGACUUGCUUUGUCUCUGUUUUUUCUCUUUGACCUUCUGUGUCCUGGCUGUGGAAGGGAAGCUGUUGCAGGGGGAUUCUCUGGAGCUGAGCUGCAGGGCUGCCUCUGCAAAGGUGACAUUAGAGCCGAGCCAAGCCGUGGUGUUGGACUGUAACCUGGCUUCUGUCGAGCAGUUGAUCAAUAUCACGUGGAAGAAGAAUGGGUUCCCAUUAGUGGAGCAGGAGCACCUUCAUGUGCUUCCAAAUGGAUCACUCUUCAUAUCGUCCCCGGCUGCUGCUAAGGAGAGUAAAUAUCCUGAAGGGACUGGCGCAGAGGGUAAUUACUCCUGUGUCUCCCAGAGCGCCUUAGGUGCGGUUGCCAGUCAAACGGCUGCAGUUAGAUUUUCAAGUUUAUCACGUUUUUUUCAACAGCCAGAGUCUCAGACAGUGGAAGAAAAUGGUAUGGCCCGAUUUGAGUGUCGGAUCGAAGGAUUGCCCUCCCCUGUCAUCACCUGGGAGAAGGAUCAAGUGGCUGUUCCUGAAGAGCCCAGGUUUAUAACUCUUCCCAAUGGCAUCCUCCAAAUCGUAGAUGUGCGGGAAAGCGACGCUGGGGGCUAUCGCUGCGUAGCGACCAACGCAGCACGGAAACGCUACAGUGACGAUGCUGUUCUUAGCGUCUUAAAAGUACAUCAGAAGUAAGAAGAAUGACAAUCAGAGGGGCCAUUGGAUGAUCAAGGUGCUACAGGAGCACUCAAAGAAGACAAAAUUGUUGUGGAGAAGCUAAAUAAAUUCUUUGCAUUGGU